UUUAGGCCCUGGGAGGGGCUCUGAGCUCUCCCUGGAGCCUUCUCCUCUCCAGGUGAGCACCCCCAGCUCUCCCAGCCUGGCUCCAGAUCAGAUCUUGGAACAUCUCUGUGGUUUCCUCUGGGCUCACCCAGCAGCUCCACGAGGAGAAGUUAAACAAGGUGUGACAGAGGCAGCGUUAACAUGAGGCUCCACAUUUGCUGCACUCACCUUCCUCCUCCCUUGGGCAGCUCCCAGAGCAGCACCCAGAUCCAAACCUUGGCUCCAGAAGAGCCAAAGGUGGUGGGGAAGGGGCUGCUUGGAGCCCUGAGUGCUUCCAGGUGGGACACGGGAGCCCAGCUGGGGCUUGCAGAGGGAGGUGAAGGUGAGCAGCAGAACCUGUGUGGCUCUGCAGUUUUCCAGCUCAAGCACUGGCCCCAGGGGCUGCUGCAGAAGGGAAGAAAGAACUUUCCAUUCCAGUUUCCAGCUGGAAGGGCCAGGGAGAGAAAUGCUGCCAUGCCUCAGGUGCAGAGCAGGGCUGGUUCCAGCUCAGUGGUGCUGUGCUGCUCCUUCCCAUGGAGCCUGGGGGGCUCCUCCAUCCCAGGACUGCAGUGCCUUCCCUUCCCUCACCCCACAGACACCUCCGGAGCUCCAGAGCCCCCAGCCUCGGGUCCCACCCACCCCAUACACACACCUGAGGCCUCUCCAGGGUGUACCUGGGGGACAGUGCCCCCUGCACAGGGACACACAGCACACUGCAGCAGCAGGACUGGACAGCUCUGUGUGGGCCAUAAAUCUGUGUGGCCAGAGCUGCUCCUGCUCCAGGGCCCCAAGGCCACCCCAAGGUCUUUCCAAGGCGGGAUCUGCCCCUCCCCUGCACUGCGGCAGCUCCUCAGUGGAGCGUGGCACUGCCAGCCCUGCCCUGGCCAGCCCCACUGGGAAGCAGAGCCCUGGGUGCCUGGGGAGCAGCAGGGCAGCCACGGGCAGCCCCUGCCCUCUGGGAGCAGCUGCAGCUCUCCAGCUCCCUCCCUGCUCUCCUUUCCAGGAGCUUUCCCCCAUUUCUCAGUGCCCAGGGGAUGCUGCUCCCAGGGUCAGCACUGGGGCUGUUCCCAAACCUCAUCCCAGGGCUGGAUGAGGAGGGAAUUGCAGCCUGGCCUUGCAGGUGAGGCUGAUCCAGGGGCAAGGGGUGUGAGAGUGGCACAGCCUCAUUCCAGGUGGACUUCAUUUAUCCUGAAAUUCCAGUCAAGAGAAACCUUGUGGGCAUCAACAGGAUGGGCAAGAUAACCCCAGGUGUCAGGCAGGCUGGGGACCAGGGCUGAGCAGGAUCCCAGUGAAAGGUCCUGGAUAAGGUUCUGGACAGGAGGAUGGACAAAUGGACAGCAUGAGGAGGAUGUGGCCCCCAGCCUGGGUCCUCUGUGCAGCACCAGGGAACCCCAAGCUCUGUGCUCAGAGUGGUUCCCAGUCCAGGGAGUGAUGCAGGGGCUGGAAAAGGACCAGCAGGCAGGGCUGGAGCUGGGAGAGAGCUGGGUUGGGAUCCACCAGCAUCCUGCAGGUGCCCUGGGGACAGAGGCAGUCCCUCUCAGUAGGACAUGGCUGGUACCCAGGGACAAGGGACAUUCAUUGCAGCUCCAGGCUGGGCAGUAGAAUUGUUUUUGGGUUUUUUGGGUUUUUUUCCUGGGGAGGUGGCACAGCUGUGGGACUGAGGUGGGCAGGUCCAUCCUUGCAGGCUGGGCUGAGCCCUGGGUGACCUUUCCUGUGCUGGUGGUGUCCUGCUCACGGUGGGAGGGGGGGCUGGGCACCCCCGGGGGUGCAGCAUGCUGUGAGCCCAGCAAGGGCCACCUCCCCCUCACAAAUUCCCUCCCUCCAAGCCCCAGGGCACGCCGAGGGCCGAGGUGCUGUGUCCCCUCCCCGGCCCGCCCUGGCCCGCAUCCCGCUGCUGCUGCAGCCGCGGGGCCGAGGCCUCGGCUGCUCCCGGCAUCAGCUGAUCCCUCCCGGCAGCCGGAGCUGCAAAGUCAGGCACAGAGAUUGCCAGGGCGCCGGCGAGGGGACGGCCGGGGUGGCAGCACGGGGGGCUCGGGGGCCGGGGGCAGCUGUGCCCUGAAAGCCGAGCCACCUGUGCGCUGCUACCUGCUGAAUAAUAGAGGAGCCGCCAGCCAGCCGAGAGAAAUGUGAUGCUGGUGAGGCAGCCCGGGAAGACAUCCGAGCUGCCGGCAGCUGCGAUAGCAGCCGCAGCCCAGGAGCCUUCCAGCCCCGCGCGGGCUGCCGGCAGCGCUCUGCCCGUCCCGGCUGCCCGCGGCCGGGGCCCGCUGCAGGGACGCGGGCUCGGGGCCGGCAGGAGGAUGUGAGCUGCGGCGGGCACCCAGCGAGGCAGAGCUCAAGGGCAGGGCUGGGUUUCCCGGGAGGGAGGCAGAGGCUGCCCGCAGGCGGUGCCCGCGCCCGCCCGGGGGGCAGCAGCUCAGCCCCAUGUCCAGGGGAGGGGAGAUGGUUUACAUCCCGGACGACUCCGACUUCAGCUCCUUCAGGGAUCAGUGCGAGAGCCUGGAGGGCUGGCACUGCCGCUACAACAAGGCUGGCGUGACCGUGUGGAGCCAGGGCCAGGAGGAGAGCUGCACCGUGCAGAAAAUCAAGACCCGCAUCUCCUGCAAGGAUGUCCCCGCCGAGACGCUCUAUGACGUGCUGCACGACACCCGCUACCGCAGCAAAUGGGACUCCAACAUGAUCGAGACCUACGACAUCGGGCGCCUCACCGUCAACGCUGAUGUGGGAUACUACUCCUGGAAGUGCCCGAGCCCCCUGAAGAACCGGGAUUUCGUCACGCUGCGCUCCUGGCUGCCCCUGGGCAAUGACUACAUGAUCAUCAACUACAGCGUCAAGCACCCGAAAUACCCGCCCCGGAAGGAUUUCGUGAGGGCCGUGUCCCUGCAGACCGGGUACCUGAUCAAGGCGAACGGGGACGGUGCCUGCAUCCUCUAUUACCUCACCCAGGUGGACCCUCGCGGGUCGCUGCCGAAGUGGGUGGUGAACCGUGUGUCCCAGUUUGUGGCCCCGAAGGCCAUGAAGAAGAUCUACAAGGCCGGGCUGAAGUACCCGGAGUGGAAGCGCCGGCACGACCCCGGGUACAAGCCCUGGGUGUACCCCGAGCAGAACACGCUGCCCAGCGUGAGCCUGGCCGAGCUGUCCGUGCAGCACGCCGAUUCCCUGGAGAACAUCGACGAGACCGGCCUGCCCGAGGAGCACCUGAGCACCAGUGACCACGAGGCCUGAGCCCUCGGCCAGGGAAUGCCCUCAGCACCGAGGCUUGGCACCCGGGGGGCACAGCUGGGAAUUUGGCUCCCUGCUUCCCAAUAGUCACAUCUGCUCUCCCAAGUCCUUCAUCGUUGACCCCCCUCCCUGCCCAGGCAGCGGGGAACUAUCCCGUGGGAUCUGUGCAACUGGCACUGGGAAGAGGCAGGGUGGGCACCCUGGUGGCCCCUGUGCCCAUGGAGGUGUCCCUGUAGGAGACAGAGCUGGCAGUGGGUGUCCAAGAGAGACUGGGCAGGCUGAGGGGGGCAGGAGCUUUCCAGGACCAGGAUAUGGCUCUGCCACUGUAAGACCCUAAAAGGCCAGGAGUGGGGGGUCUGUGAGGGUCCUGCCCAGGCUUUGCAGCAGCACAAGGUUUGGAUUGCCCCCGCCUGGCCUGAGGUCCAGCUCUGCCAAGCCCGAGUCAGGCUGUGCCCGCUCCAGCCCUCCAUGCCCCUCCAGGCUUAGUGUGACCCCCCCAUUCCAGGGAGCCCUCCCAGGCCCCCCUGAGCUCCAGGCUCGCCUCUGCAGGCUGGCUCUGGCCCAGCAGGCUCUGGGGACCCCUUCCCCUCGUGGUUUGUCCUGGCAGGGGGGUCCUGGGCCACCUGUGUCCCCACUCUCCCCGUGUUUGCUGCUGCUGUGGUUCCUGGCACAAUAAAGGGGUUGGUGUGUGUGAGA
Passer domesticus (house sparrow) is the source of this 3933-nucleotide messenger RNA. Its product is annotated as START domain-containing protein 10-like. Bases 2440 to 3240 code for a protein of 266 amino acids. NCBI's taxonomy places the organism in Eukaryota, Metazoa, Chordata, Aves, Passeriformes, Passeridae. The transcript has 6 exons. Gene Ontology annotation, molecular function: lipid binding. The record is from RefSeq and is a predicted model, not a curated record.